AUGGGCUUCAACGGCUAUCGAGAUCUCGUAUUACCAAGAGCAGAGACGGACCCUCUGGUCAGAAAAGCAGUUCUUCUCGUCGUUGAACAACAUCUCUCUUUGCAGAACGGCACUGCAAUAUCACUGGAUCCAGCAGCUUAUGGAUCACUUGUAAGAGAACUAAUCAUGCGUUCUCACCAGUGUGCACCUCAAGAUGAUGAUUCUGCACUCACUGCGUUGCUCCUACUACAUAUCCGGGAGAUGAUCAGCGGAAGCGAUAACUUUAAACUUAUCUAUGGUUCGCUGCGAGUGGUUGUUAACGCACUUACGAAGAAUGCGGGUGAAGGAACCUCUGAUCUCAGAAGGUUUCUACAGAUGCAGAUACUGAGGGUCUGUCUGUUUGGAGAAUCUCUCUUCAACGAAACCAACGGCGUUCACUUUAUCCAAGCUCAGCAACAAGCUUGUCUCGAAUUCAUAACAUGGUGCGACCGUUUCCACCCAGAACUAAAAGACCUUCUCUCCCAACUCGCCUCCCUAACAACAUGGGCCUGCGACAUCUAUGUUCAACGCGCCAUCUUCAACCCCCCACCUUCCGAAACCGUACCCAUGAUCGAGAGAUUCAAACAGUCACUCGGCCAAGUCGACGCUUACGUCGAUAUAGUGGGAAGACACCUUCUAGCUUGGCCGUAUUUCAUCGUGGCGGCUGAGAGCUCGACGCCAGAUCAUAGAGAGUUCUUUUUGAAUAAGUUGGCCAAGUUGCAUAAUACGACUGGGUGCUGGAAUCUGUUGAGGGCUAUUGAUCAGGUUAAGGAGAUUUGGGCGUCGCAGUCUUCGAUUCGAUGGACGAGUUUGCUUGGUGGGCCGACGCAGGCUUUUAUAAUGUAA
Molecule: messenger RNA, 864 nt
Organism: Fusarium musae
Lineage: Eukaryota; Fungi; Ascomycota; Sordariomycetes; Hypocreales; Nectriaceae
Exons: 2
Coding region: 1-864 (287 amino acids)
Biological process (GO): positive regulation of transcription by RNA polymerase II
Cellular component (GO): nucleus
Molecular function (GO): DNA-binding transcription factor activity; transcription cis-regulatory region binding
Source: RefSeq, a predicted model, not a curated record